Westerdykella ornata is the source of this 1273-nucleotide messenger RNA. RefSeq names its product erythromycin esterase. The transcript has a single exon. The record is from RefSeq and is a predicted model, not a curated record. The coding region runs from base 222 to 1265 and encodes 347 amino acids. Gene Ontology annotation, biological process: response to antibiotic. Lineage: Eukaryota; Fungi; Ascomycota; Dothideomycetes; Pleosporales; Sporormiaceae.
GAUGCAAGGUAUGGAAAAUCAAGACUGGUCGAUGCCCAGCUGCAUGUCUUACGUGUUGCAGCCACGGUACUUCAGAGUUCUACCGGGCGCGCGCCGCCAUAACGCAGCACCUGAUUUCCGAACAUGGCUUCAACACAGUUGCGAUCGAGGGUGACUGGCCGGAUUGCCAUGAGAUUGACAAACACGUCAGAGCCCAUCCUAGCCAUGCCGGCAAGACCCCGAUGCCCGUUUUCAAGCAUUUUCCAGAAUGGAUGUGGAGGAACCGUGAGAUGCAGAACUUUGUUGACUGGCUCCGUAUCCACAACAGUUCACUGCCUUAUGAAAAGAGGGCAGGUAUCUAUGGGCUCGACCUGUACAGCAUGGGGUCCUCGAUCCAAGCUGUUAUCCAGUAUCUUCUAAAAGUGGAUCCGGAAUUGGCCAGAGAUGCUCGAAAAAGGUAUGGAUGCCUUGACCCGUGGAUCGCCGACCCUGCGCAGUAUGGGCGUGUUGCCAUGCUCAAGGGGUACGCUCCUUGCGAGUCCGGGGUGGUAAAGAUGUUGCAAGACGUCCUUGCCAGUCGUAUCGAUUUGUCGUCCCAUGAGGAUAAGACUGCCGAGGGCUUUUUCGACGCCGAAAUGAAUGCUCGUUUGGUCCGCGACUCCGAGCGCUACUAUCGCUCCAUGUACUGGGGCGAUGCCGAAUCGUGGAACUUGCGCGAUCAGCACAUGUUCGAGACACUCCGGCGACUUCUCAAAGUGAAGGGCGGAAAAGCCAUCGUGUGGGCACAUAAUUCGCAUUUGGGAGAUGCGCGCGCUACGGGUAUGCGAGAUCGACGUGAGUGGAAUCUCGGCCAAUUGUGUCGCGAGAACUUCAAUUCCAUGCCUGGAGAGGUCGCCAUUAUCGGGAUGGGGACACACUCUGGCACGGUAGCUGCAGCUGACAAUUGGGACGAUGAUAUGCGAAUCAUGUCAGUCAAUCCGUCUCGUAAGGACAGCUGGGAGCGCGUCAUGCACGAUACCGGCAUUUCGUCGUUCCUCCUCGACCUCCGACCAGGCUACCAGGAUGAGGAAGUCAGGAAGGCAUUGGAAGAGGAGAAGCUGGAGAGAUUCAUUGGGGUCAUCUAUCGACCUGGAACGGAGAGAUGGAGUCAUUAUGUGAAAUCAAGCCUAUCAAGGCAAUUCGAUGCGUUCGUCUGGUUUGACAGAACGAGCGCUGUCCAGGCUUUCGAGGUCCAUCAGCCACAAGAAGCUGUUGAGAGGGGAGAAACAUUUCCUUUUGGCUUGUAAGGACCGUC